AUGGCUAGGCAAGUACAUCCAUCGCAGCAAAAACUCGCUGAAAAAUUAUCCAUCCUCCACGACCGCGGACUGGGAAUGCUCACUCGCAUUUAUAACAUAAAGAAAGCUUGUGGAGAUGCAAAGUCGAAACCGACAUUUCUAUCUGAUAAAACUCUUGAAUCAUCUAUAAAAUAUAUAGUGCGGAGAUUUCCGAACAUCGACGUGAAAGGAUUGACUGUGAUUUCGUCUAUACAAAAUGAUAUAAUAAAAUCACUGUCUCUUUAUUACUACACUUUCGUCGAUUUACUAGAUUUUAAAGAUCACGUUUGCGAAUUGCUGACCGCAAUGGAUGCUUGCCAAGUGCACCUAAAUAUAAACCUAAAUUUUGAAUUGACAAAAGCUUAUUUAGAUUUGGUGACAAUGUAUGUGACUCUCAUGAUUUUAUUAUCCAGGGUCGAAGAUAGAAAAGCUGUUUUAGGUUUGUUCAAUGCUGCUCACGAAAUGAUUCAUCACCAAAAAGACCAGAGUUUUCCCAGGUUGGGAGAAAUGAUAAUAGACUAUGAUCCGCCUUUGAAAAAACUAUCAGAAGAAUUUGUUCCUCAUUCUAAAUUAUUGUUCACAGCAUUGAUGUCUUUGAAAAAUGUUUAUUUGAGUAGGAAUUUGUCUGCAGAUAAAUGGAGAUCAGAUCAAAAAUUAAGUAUCGUUGCAAAUCCCAAUCAAUUAUUAAAACCAUCUCAAACUGAUACAAUGUCUUGCGAAUAUUUGUCUAUGGAAAGUAUUGAAAAAUGGAUUGUUUUCGGAUUCAUGCUCGUUCAUCAAUCUUUGUCUCAGGAUGGACCAAGUAAAUUAUGGACAGGGGCUCUUGAAUCGAAUUGGGUAAUAACUUUAUUCAGAGAUGAAGUUUUAUAUAUACAUUCUUAUAUUCAAAGCUUUUUCGAUGGUAUUAAAGGCUAUGGGAAAAGGAUAUCGGAGGUGAAGGAUUGUUACAAUCAAGCAGUUCAGAAGGCAGGCUACAAUCACAGAGAGAGACGUAAAUUUUUAAGGACUACCCUAAAAGAACUGGGAUUGAUUUUAACUGAUCAACCUGGGCUCCUUGGGCCUAAAGCAUUAUUGAUUUUUAUAGGCUUGUGCUUUGCCAGAGAUGAAGUGUACUGGCUCCUGAGACACAAUGACAAUCCACCCCUUCAGAAAGGUAAAGGUAAAACAACAGAGGAUCUCGUCGAUCGUCAGUUGCCGGAAUUGCUCUUUCACAUGGAAGAAUUAAGAGUGCUCGUGAGAAAGUACAGCCAGGUGAUGCAGAGAUAUUAUGUUCAGUAUUUGGCAGGAUUCGACGCCAUCACGUUAAACCAAAAAAUUCAAAAUUUAAAAUUUUGCCCCGAGGAAGAGUACGUGAUUAUUUCUUCCUUGUGUAACGCCAUUGCCAAUCUUUCCGUGAAACAAGUUGAAGACAAUGAAAUUUUCAAUUUCGAAGGUUUGAGAUUGGAUUGGUUUAGAUUGCAAGCAUACACGUCGGUUGCAAAAUCUCAAUUGGUGCUCUCUGAAAAUCCAGAUUUGGCAUCUUUGCUAGACCAAACGUUGUUUCACAUCAAAAUGGUCGAUUACCUCGAUGAAAUGCUGGUCGAGACCUCCGAUCUAUCGAUAUUUUGUUUCUACAGUAAAAUAUUUGAAGAUCAAUUUCACAUGUGUUUAGAAUUUCCGGCUCAAAAUCGUUAUAUAAUCGCGUUUCCCCUCAUCUGUGGACAUUUUCAAAGUUGCACGCAUGAUUUGUGCCCUGAGGAAAGGCACCACAUCAGGGAAAGGAGCCUUUCCGUCGUGAACAUGUUUUUAGACGAAAUGGCCAAAGAAGCGAAAAACAUAAUAACGACGAUUUGCGAUGAACAAUGCACCAUGAGUGAUAAACUUUUGCCCAAACAUUGCGCUUUGUUAAUAUCACAAGUUGUGAAUAGGAAAAAAAAAGAUAAGAGCAAGAAAAACGCUCCCGAAAUCGUGAGGCCGGGAACUGAAAGUUUCAGAAAAACCAGAGAGGAUUUGACCACGAUGGAUAAGCUUCACAUGGCUCUGACCGAACUUUGCUUUGCCAUCAAUUACUGCGCGAGCAUAAACGUUUGGGAAUAUACUUUUGCUCCUAGGGAAUACCUUCAUCAGCACCUUGAAACCAGGUUUUCGAGGUCUCUCGUCGGAAUGGUUAUGUUUAACGUCGACACAAGCGAAAUAGCAAAACCCUCGGAACUCCUCGUCAGCGUUCAAGCUUACAUGAACGUUCUGCAAACGGUCGAAAACUACGUUCACAUUGAUAUAACGAGAGUGUUUAACUCGGCUUUGCUUCAGCAAACUCAUCAAAACGACAGUCACGGUGAAAAAACAAUUGCAGCCUUGUACACUCAGUGGUAUUCGGAGGUUCUCCUCAGAAGAGUAAGCGCCGGAAGCAUUUGCUUUUCUCGUAAUCAAAGAGCGUUUGUUUGUUUAACACCAGAAGGCGCGAUACCGUUCAAUGCAGAAGAAUUUUCCGAUAUAAAUGAACUUCGUGCAUUGGCAGAAUUGAUCGGGCCAUACGGAAUGAAACUUCUCAAUGAGACUCUCAUGUGGCACAUAGCUAGUCAAGUUCAAGAAUUGAAAAAACUUGUCGCCGAAAAUAAGGAUGUUUUAAUGAAACUACGAACAAACUUUGAUAAACCUGAAGUGAUGAAAGAGCAAUUUAGACAUUUGAAACACGUGGAUAACGUUCUUCAAAGGAUGACCAUUGUCGGAGUGAUACUUAGUUUUCGACAGUUGGCCCAAGAAGCAUUGGUCGAUGUUUUGGAAGAGAGAAUUCCAUUUUUACUUAGUUCCGUGCUGGACUUUCGUCAUCAUUCUCCCAGCGGGGAUCCGUUGGUAGUUAACGAAAUGGCUUCCGCUGCUGGCCUUCCCUGCAAAGUUGACCCAACAUUAGCUGCCGCUCUUCGAAAUCACAAAAGCGAAACGGACGAAGAUGAACACCUUUUGGCUUGUCUUCUCAUGGUUUUCGUAGCGGUUUCCAUUCCGAAAUUGGCCAGAAACGAAAAUUCCAUUUAUAGAGCGGAGCUGGAAGGUCACGCGAACAAUAUACACUGCAUAGCGACCGCCGUGAAUAAUAUGUUCGGUGCUCUUUUUGCGAUUACCUCUCAGCAAGACAUCGAAGAUCGAAUGAAAGAGUUUUUGGCUUUGGCAUCGUCUAGUUUACUACGAUUGGGCCAAGAGGCCGACAGGGAGGCAACAAAAAAUCGUGAGUCCGUAUAUCUUUUGUUGGAUCAAAUAGUUCAGGAAUCACCAUUCCUUACAAUGGACCUUUUAGAAUCAUGUUUUCCUUAUGCUUUAAUUAGAAACGCUUAUCAUGCUGUUUAUAAACAGGAACACUCGCAGUGUUAA
Molecule: messenger RNA, 3363 nt
Organism: Pediculus humanus corporis (human body louse)
Lineage: Eukaryota; Metazoa; Arthropoda; Insecta; Psocodea; Pediculidae
Product: membrane-associated protein Hem, putative
Exons: 2
Coding region: 1-3363 (1120 amino acids)
Biological process (GO): neuron projection morphogenesis; cell morphogenesis; cell projection assembly
Cellular component (GO): SCAR complex
Source: RefSeq, a predicted model, not a curated record